AUGGCCGAGGCGAAGGCCCCCCAGUUCCUGAGCUUCAACAGCAAGAUCUCUCCCGACAUCGGCUCCUUCCAGCAGCCCAGCGCCUCGGACCUCGAGGAGAUGAAGAGCAAGGACCCGCCCCUGCGGUACACGUGGACCAUCUGGGAGCAGAUCGCGCAGAACCCAGCCGACAAGGCCAAGGACUAUUCCGACGCCACGCACCGCGUCGCGACCUUCUCCACGGUGAAGGGCUUCUGGAAGUACUGGAACCACCUGCCACAGCCCAGCGAGCUCCUCGACGGGAAAAAGUUCGUGCGAGAAGCUGAUGGCUCGCGCAGCAUCGUCGACGCCCUCAUGGUCUUCCGCGAGGGCAUCAAGCCCGAGUGGGAGGACCCGACCAACGCCACUGGCGGGCACUUCCAGUUCCAGCUGCCCGCGUCGCUCGGAGGGGGCCCCAUAGACGAGAAGUGGAACAACAUCAUCCUCGGGAUGGUCGGCGGGUCCAUCGAGCCUGCUGAGAUGAUAACCGGCGUCCGCUUGGUGGACAAGCUCGUGCUGAAGAGCCGCAACCCGGCUGUGCGCCUCGAGGUAUGGUUUUCGAACAUGGAGGACACGGAGAAGGUGGACCUCCUGGAGAAGAGCCUGACGAAGUGCAUGACGACCCGCCUCGACGGCACGCACUGCCAGCCCGACUGGGGGAAGAUCGAGAGGAAGCCGCACGGCGCCCAGAAGAAGUGA
Prorocentrum cordatum is the source of this 717-nucleotide messenger RNA. NCBI's taxonomy places the organism in Eukaryota, Dinophyceae, Prorocentrales, Prorocentraceae. The record is from the annotation of a GenBank genome assembly.